AUGUUGUUUUGCUCCUCUUAGUUCAGUCACUCGGUGCGCGAUGUGUUACUCACUGUGCGGCGGGGACCGCGACGAGCCCGGGUCGCCGCUGGCAGCGGCAGCAGCAGCUUCGGCCCCGGGGGCGGCGGCGGCGGCGCGGACCCCGAGCGCCCGGGUGCACCUCGGCUUCCCGGAGCGCGGCGCGGCGGCAGCGGCGGCCAGGGCCCCGGUGCGGCGGCCGCGCGCGCCCUAGGCUCGGCCCCGCGGCGCGGGGACCCCCCCUCCGCCACCACCACCGCCACCUCCGACUCUCGGCCCGGCCGGCGAUCACCCGCCCCCUCCCCGCCCGCCAGAAGCCGGGGAGGCAGCGGCCGCGCCCGGCCCGGGCGUCCUCGAGCGGGCCCGGAGCGCGCGCGGGGCCUCCCCGGAGCCCCCCGCGGGACGCGCGCUCGUGCGGGCGGGGGGCAGGGAGCCGCCCCCGCCGCUCCGCGAUGGCCAGCCCGCCGCCGCAGGGGGCUCCCGGGCCGGCGGGCGGCGGCGAGGCCCCGAACCUGAACAACAACAACAACAACAACAACAACCAGGGCGUGCGCAAGUGCGGCUACCUGCGCAAGCAGAAGCACGGCCACAAGCGCUUCUUCGUGCUGCGCGGGCCCGGCGCGGGCGCCGACGAGGCGCCGCAGCCGCCGCGGCUCGAGUACUACGAGAGCGAGAAGAAGUGGCGGAGCAAGGCGGGCGCGCCGAAGCGGGUCAUCGCGCUGGACUGCUGCCUGAACAUCAACAAGCGCGCCGACGCCAAGCACAAGUACCUGAUCGCCGUCUACACCAAGGACGAGUACUUCGCCGUGGCGGCCGAGAACGAGCAGGAGCAGGAGGGCUGGUACCGCGCGCUCACCGACCUGGUCAGCGAGGGCCGCGCGGCCGCCGGCGACGCGCCCCCGGCCGCCGCCGCCGCCGCGUCCUGCAGCGCCUCCCUGCCCGGCGCCCUGGGCGGCUCGGCCGAUGACAGCUACGGGCUGCUGGCGCCCGCCGCGGCCGCCUACCGGGAGGUGUGGCAGGUGAACCUGAAGCCCAAGGGCCUGGGCCAGAGCAAGAACCUGACGGGCGUGUACCGCCUGUGCCUCUCGGCGCGCUCCAUCGGCUUCGUGAAGCUCAACUGCGAGCAGCCGUCGGUGACGCUGCAGCUCAUGAACAUACGGCGCUGCGGCCACUCGGACAGCUACUUCUUCAUCGAGGUGGGCCGCUCGGCCGUCACGGGCCCCGGCGAGCUGUGGAUGCAGGCCGACGACUCGGUGGUGGCGCAGAGCAUCCACGAGACCAUCCUGGAGGCCAUGAAGGCGCUCAAGGAGCUCUUCGAGUUCCGGCCGCGUAGCAAGAGCCAGUCGUCGGGCUCGUCGGCCACGCACCCCAUCAGCGUCCCCGGCGCGCGCCGCCACCACCACCUGGUGAACCUGCCGCCGAGCCAGACCGGCCUGGUGCGGCGCUCGCGCACCGACAGCCUGGCCGCCACGCCGCCCGCCGCCAAGUGCAGCUCCUGCCGGGUGCGCACGGCCAGCGAGGGCGACGGCGGCGCGGCGGCCGCGGGGAGCGGCGGCCGGCCCGUGUCGGUGGCCGGCAGCCCGCUGAGCCCCGGGCCCGUGCGCGCGCCCCUGAGCCGCUCGCACACGCUGAGCGGCGGCUGCGGCGGCCGCGCGAGCAAGGUGGCUCCGGCGCCGGCAGGGGGCGUCCUGCAGCACAGCCGCUCCAUGUCCAUGCCCGUGGCGGCCGGCCACUCGCCGCCCGCCGCCGCCACCAGCCCCGGCAGCCUGUCGUCCAGCAGCGGCCACGGCUCGGGCCCGCCCUCGCACGUGCCGCACCCGCUGGCCGCCCACCACCACCACCACCACCACCACCACCAGCAGCCCCCGGGCCAGCGGCCCUCCAGCGGCAGCGCCUCGGCCUCGGGCUCGCCCAGCGACCCGGGCUUCAUGUCCCUGGACGAGUACGGCUCCAGCCCCGGCGACCUCCGCGCCUGCUGUAGCCACAGGAGCAACACGCCCGAGUCCGUCUCGGAGACGCCGCCGGCCAGGGACGGCCCCGGGGGCGGCGAGCUGUGCGGCUACAUGAGCAUGGACAGGCCCCCGAGCCACUGCGGCCGCGCCUACCGCAGAGUCUCCGGGGACGGCGCCCCGGACCUGGACCGCGGGCUCCGGAAGAGGACCUACUCGCUGACCACGCCCGCGCGCCAGCGCCCGGCGCCGCCGCAGCCCUCGUCCGCCUCGCUGGACGAGUACACGCUGAUGCGGGCCACCUUCUCGGGCAGCGCGGGCCGCCUGUGCCCGCCGUGCCCUGCCUGCUCCCCGAGGCCGACCUACCAGCCGUACCCGGAGGACUACGGCGACAUCGAGAUCGGCUCGCACGGCGGCUCCGGCGGCCUCGCGCGCGCCGACGACGGCUACGUGCCCAUGACGCCCGGCGCCGCCCUGCUGGUGGGCGCGGGCGGCCGCGGCGACGACUACAUGCCCAUGAGCCCCACCAGCGUGUCGGCUCCGAAGCAGAUCCUGCAGCCUCGCGGCGCCGCCGCCGUCGCCACGGCCCUGCCGCCCUCGGGGGCGGCUGUGCCCACGCCCCGCGCCGCAGCAAGCCGGGCCUUCGCGGGGCCUGCGGGCGGCGCCUACAAGGCCGGCUCCCCGGCCGGGAGCUCCCCCGAGGACAGCGGGUACAUGCGCAUGUGGUGCGGCUCCAAGCUCUCCAUGGAGAGCGCCGACAGCAAGCUGCUUCCCAACGGGGACUACCUCAACAUGUCCCCCGGCGAGGCGGGCGCCGCGGGCACGCCCCCGGACUACUUCUCGGCGGCCUUGCAGGGCGGCGGCGGCACCGGCUACUGCCCCGGCUCCCUGCCCCGCUGCCACAAGGCCGCGCACCCGUGCGGCGGCGACCACUAUGUGCUCAUGAGCUCCCCGGUGGGGCGAAUCCCGGAAGAGGACAGGCUGGAGCCGCAGGCGCCCCCAGGGACCGCGCAGCCGGCCCGCGGCGCCGUCGAGGCCGGACACCCGCAGCCGGCUCCCCAGGCAGUGCCUUCGCCCCUGAGGCCGGGGGGCCGCCCGGAGGGCCCCCUGAGCGGGCGCUGCAGGGCGGUGCGGCCCACGCGCCUGGCCCUGGAGGGGCUGCACGCGCUGCCCGGCCCGCAAGAGGACACGCUGCCGCCCGAGCCCCGGAGCCCCGGCGAGUACAUCAACAUCGACUUCGGCGAGGCAGGCGCCCGCCUGUCGCCCCCGGCCGCCCCGCUGCUGGCGUCGGCGGCCUCGUCCUGCUCCCUGCUGUCUGCCAGCAGCCCGGCCUCCUCGCUGGGCUCGGGCACCCCGGGCACCGGCAGCGACAGCCACCAGCGCUCCCCGCUCUCUGACUACAUGAACCUGGACUUCAGCUCGCCCAGGUCGCCGCGGCCGGGCGCGCAGGGCGCGGACGCCGCGGGCCCCAUGGACGGCCUCCUGUCGCCCGAGGCCGCCUCGCUGUGCCCGCCGCUGCCCCCGCGCCCCUCCGCCUCCGCGUGUUGCCCGCAGCCGUCCGCGCCGCCGCCGCCCGCGCCGGGGGACCUGUACCGCCUGCCCCCCGCGCCGGCCGCCACCGCCACCGCGGCCCAGGGCCCCGGCGCUGCCACCCGGGCGCUCUCCAACGCUGGGGACAACGACGACUACACCGAGAUGGCCUUCGGCGUGGCCGCCACCCCGCCGCAGCCCAUCGCAGCGCCUCCGAAGCCCGACGGGGCCCGAGUGUCCAGCCCCACGUCCGGCUUGAAGAGACUGAGCCUCAUGGAUCAAGUGUCGGGCGUCGAGGCCUUCCUGCAGGCCGGCCAGCCCGCUGACCCACACCGGGGGGCCAAGGUCAUCCGCGCCGACCCGCAGGGCGGCCGUCGCCGCCACAGCUCCGAGACCUUCUCGUCGACCACCACGGUCACCCCCGUGUCCCCGUCCUUCGCUCACAACCCCAAGCGCCACAACUCGGCUUCCGUGGAAAACGUCUCUCUCAGGAAAGCCGGCGAGGGCGGCAGUGGCGGCGGCGGGGGUCCGGGCGCGGGCGAGGAGCCUCCCGCGUCCCCGCGCCGGGCGCAGCCGCCCGCUCCGCAGACGCAGACACAGGCGCGGCCGUGGACACCUGGCCUGCCCGCGGCGGGCCUGGUGGGCUGCCCGGGGGCCAGCGGCUCGCCCAUGCGCAGGGAGACGUCUGCCGGCUUCCAGAAAGGCCUCAACUACAUCGCCAUCGACGUGCGGGACGAGCCGCACCCGCAGGCGGCCGACAAGGGCGCCUGGAGCCGGGCGCGCGGCCUGGGCGGCCUGCUCAGUGCCGUGGGUGGCGGCGGCGGCGGCGCAGGUGGCGGGUGCGGGGGCCCCGGCGCGGGCACGCUGCCCUCAGCCAACGCCUACGCCAGCAUCGACUUCCUGUCCCACCGCCUGAAGGAGGCGGCGGCCGUGAAAGAGUGAAGCGCGCAGCAGAGCGGAAGCUGGCGUCUCCCGGGUCGGAAGCAGCUUGUCCUCCGUGUUGGGAUCUGAGCGGUGACCCUGCGAGCCGCCCACACCUCUCGCGCUCCCACGCGGGGCGUUCACCAUCGUGCUGUCCAUGUCCUGUUUGUUGUUGAUUUUUUAAGAAAAAAAAAAAAAAAACACAGAAUUAGCUGAAGGAGCAAUUCUCAAAGACCGUUGGAUGUUCCCAUUGGCUGCAAGACGUCAGGGCCAGUGUCUUAAUCUCCUUCUCACUUUGAUCUUGGCUCAGCAAAGGCGCCCCUCAGCAUGCUGGGAGAUUCUACCGACAGCCAUGGAAGUGGUAAAAUCUGGUGUUUCCUGGCACCCUCUCAAAGCUACCACAGUCCUACCUCAGUUCAAGGCUAAGCCGGAGCGGCGUGGCCGGGGCCGUGGCGGGGCGUGUGCCCCGUGUCCGACGCCAGGCACCUGCCACGUGCACCCACACACAGCUCAGCGGGGGACUGACGCAUUCCCACGGGAGUGAAAUCUGGGACUGGACUCUGAAGGGGGAUGGAUGAUGGUGACUGUCCGUCACCGCGGCAGCUGGGCUGGGGAGCGGGCCGGGGAGGGAAGGGCUGCUGUCUGCUCGUCUUUUCUGCAUCCGUGUGUCUGGCAGAGGCCUUUGGUUCUGCUCACCCGCACACACGUCUCUGCUGUCCUGAGCCGCGGGGCUCGCGUUUCUGUAACCAAAAAUCCACGUAGGCCUGCUCGCAAUUCAGGGGUGGCGCGGGUUUGGUAGACUUAAUUUAAAAAACAAACAAAAAAAUUGUAUUGUCUUUAUAUAAUGCUAUGAUGCUGGCCAAUGAGGCUGCCUUCUGAACAAAAAAAAAAAAGAAAAAAGAAAAAAAAGAAACUAAUUUAAAAAAAAAGCAUUCCAGCCCUUGCGGUAUUCAUGGAGAGAGAAAAGAAUCCCACGGUACGUGUUACUCGCCGGGAAGACCCCCGACAAGGCUGCCCUCGUUCCGUGUUUUCAGUCUCUGUAUCAGUGUUGUGGCAGUCACCACAGACGUCACCGGAACUGCUGAACUGGACCAGCAGAAUGUCCCGACACCUUGCUGCUCCCUGGGCACCGUCCGGAGGCGCACCCAGCCCUGCGUCCCCUGACCGUCACCUAGAGGUUACACUAAUCCAUUGGACAUGUGAGUGGUUGGUUGGUUUUUUGCUUUUUUGUUUUGUUUUCAUUUUGGAGAAGAAAUAUAUAUAUAUAUAAAUAGAUAGAUCUAUAUCACUAUAGAAUAAUGCAUUAAUAAAUCGAGGCUUCUGUAGAGAAACACCAAAAAAUCCAAUGUCUUAAAAAUGUAUUUAAUGGCAAUGCGAGGGUCUUGCUGCCGCCACUAGGAGCGGCUGGGACAGAGGCUUGCAUUGCAAGACAGAGCUGAAUGUACCGUGAUCCCCCUGGACACUCAAGGUUUCCCUUGUAGGAAGUCACACGUCACCUUGUUGGACGGAAGGCUGAGUUUGGUGUGUGGCAUCCUCUAUCAAGCUGUAUAGAAAGUCCCGACGUCUCUGUGUCGUGUGGGGACUGCGAAUCCGGGCGGGGGGCGGCUGCUGCCUGCCCGCCCCAGGUACGACAGGACGGAAUGUGUGCUUACUGUAGCCGUGACACUAGACAGGUGGUUCCCGUUCACCCUGUAACUUAAAGCAAGCAAAACGCGAAGGUGAUAAGAUGCUAAAUUCUCCUCUAUCCUGUACAUUUCAAAAAGAAAAAAAGGCAUAUGCAAUAUUUACAUUUUUAAUUUAGUUUACAGAAUGGAACCAAAAUGUAUAAAUGUUAUGUUUGCUAAAACUUCACGAUGUAUAUUGGGUCUUUGUACAUUUUGCCUGAUUUACCUUAAAUUUAAAAUAUUUUUUGCUAUAUAAACUUUAACAGUUAUUAAACAGUGUUUUCUUUUUGGGUACGUAUUGUUUCUGGAUAUCAAGAUGUUAAAUAUAUUUCUUGCUAUUGUGAUAUGACAAGAGACUUAACUUAUCUUGCUCUGUCUUCCACUGUACACGCUGUAUAUAGGGCCAGAGACAAGAAUAAACUGGACUAUCCUAGUGCAUUGUGUGUAGUUAUACUGACCAUGGACGCCGCCUUAUAGCCAUACGCAAUAAAUAAAAGACAUUAUUUAUGAAAUAAA
Oryctolagus cuniculus (rabbit) is the source of this 6598-nucleotide messenger RNA. It is a transcript of the gene IRS2, whose product is annotated as insulin receptor substrate 2. Gene Ontology annotation, biological process: insulin receptor signaling pathway. Gene Ontology annotation, cellular component: plasma membrane; cytosol. The record is from RefSeq and is a predicted model, not a curated record. Gene Ontology annotation, molecular function: phosphatidylinositol 3-kinase binding; insulin receptor binding. Lineage: Eukaryota; Metazoa; Chordata; Mammalia; Lagomorpha; Leporidae.